Messenger RNA from Carassius gibelio (silver crucian carp), 3102 nucleotides. RefSeq names its product E3 SUMO-protein ligase CBX4-like. Lineage: Eukaryota; Metazoa; Chordata; Actinopteri; Cypriniformes; Cyprinidae. The record is from RefSeq and is a predicted model, not a curated record. The transcript is spliced from 5 exons. Gene Ontology annotation, biological process: negative regulation of DNA-templated transcription. Bases 178 to 1689 code for a protein of 503 amino acids.
GCCGCUUAACGUGGAGACAAAUACGAGAGAGAGAGAGAGAGAGAGAGAGAGAGGGGAAGAGGAGGGGUGCGGGACAAAUUCAUCUUGGGCCACAGCGGUGGCACAACGCGAGACGGCAAAGCGUUGCAGCGAAGAUUGUAUUUUGCUCGUUCGCUGGAAACGGGCGGCGGACACGGGAUGGAUCUACCUGCCGUCGGGGAGCAUGUGUUCGCGGUGGAGGGCAUCGAAAAGAAGCGUCUACGGAAGGGCAGAAUCGAGUAUCUGGUGAAGUGGCGAGGAUGGUCAGCCAAAUAUAACACAUGGGAACCCGAGGAAAACAUUCUUGACCCGCGCCUUCUCGUGGCUUUCCAAAACAGAGAAAGGCAGGAGCAAAUGGUGGGAUAUCGCAAAAGAGGGCCUAAACCCAAAAACCCUCUUGUCCAGCUUCCUGCAUUUGCUCGUAGAUCAAGCAUCCUGGGUGGUCUUCAGGACACAUCAUUGGAUGAGGAAAACCAGCCCAAAGUGGAGCCCCUCCAGCUCCACUGCUCACGGCCGCAGCACUACCAGCUGAACAGCAAAAAACACCACCAGUACCAGCCCAGCUGCAGGGAGAUCUCUAUAGAACAAAAUGUGAGUGGGAAAAAGAAGCACUUCUACCAGCUGAACAGCAAGAAACAUCAUCACUACCAGCCGGACCCCAAGAUGUACGACACCCCACUCAUGGCACCCAAUGAGGUCAGGGUUCAAGACCCUUCCAGCAAAGUUUGGAACCUCCCUCCAGCAUUGCAACAGAAGUGGAUUAGGAACAAAGAUACCAGCUGCCUGAGUAAAGUGAAAGAUCUGUCUAUCGAGCUCAAGAGCCUGCCGGAUAAUGCUGACAAAGCGGAGCGGGCACUUAAGACGAACACCAAAGAGUUUGCUCUUCCUAACGGCAUCAGAAGCAAGAUGAAAAUAAUCAAGAACAAAAACAAAAACGGACGAAUUGUGAUAGUAAUGAGCAAAUACAUGGACAAAGGUGUGCAUUCAUCUAAAGUAAAAAACAAGGAUGUUUCUCAAGUGGAAACGCAGCACAAUGAGGAAUCUACACUGAAUAAUAAGGACAAUCUUUCUGAUGGUGAAACUUCAGAAGGCCGUGAGAAUGGCACUGCUGAGAACACUGACACAUUUUCUUCUUCUAGUGAAUGCGUUCAUGAAAACUCCAUCAAAAAGGCUGAACUUCCAAAAGCUACUUCUACAGAGACUGAACAUACAGUCCAUUCAAACCAACCAAACUUUUCUCCCAUGGAAGCAGAGAAGGCCCCCCCAUCCCACAUGGACACCAAACUCAAUCACUGCAAGAGGAACCUCUCAGAACCCAUUGAGGACGUGAGAAACUGUAAGCAGUUCAUCAGCUCCAGGAUUAUACAUGCACCAAACACCAUGCUUUCAUCCCCUCAGAGAGAACCUAUAGACCUGCAUUACAAAGGCUGCCUUGCCAGCAGAGCCUACAGUUAUGACUUAAGCGACACCAGUCCUGAAGAGCCUAUUGACCUGAGCUGUGGUCCAACCAAAACUCUUAAACAGUUUCCCACAGCGGAGAAGGUUUCAGGAAGCUCAGUGCAAGUGGAGAAUACAAACAACCAUUUUAAACCAUUUGUGGGUAACGUUAUCAUCACUGAUAUCACUACGAACUGCGUAACCGUGACCUUUAAGGAAUACGUUCAUGGAUAAUGACUACAAUUCACUGGACUGUAAUUUGUUCAUUUGAACCAGCUCAAAGUUGAUUCAUGUCAGAUGCACUAAUCAUAACCAUUCCUGAUAAUGUGGAGACGUUUAAGCAAGACGUUAAACCUAUAUAUAUAUAGAGAGAGAGAGAGAGAGAGAGUUUGUUUAGAUGUUUGUUUUCUAAUGCAUAAAACUGAGAUGGUUGGCAUUUUGGUUGGCAUAUAAAAUCCCAUCAGUGUAUAGUGUGUGUAAUAUUGUUUAUAAAGCUUUUGAAUUUUAAUGCUACCUGAGGAAAUAUAGCGGCCUGUGGGAGAAAGCACACUGCUGGAAUUGAAGAUUUCGUUGAAGAUUGAUGUUGACAUUGUAUAUGAAUGUACCUUUAAAAAGUAUUUUUUCAGAAUGUUUUGCUGAUAUAUUUUAGUUGACUGAAUUUCGAGAUGUUGUUGGCCUGUGAGGUCUUCCUGUGCAAUGCUAGAUAAACAACUGGAUUGUUUGGUGUUCACUCUUUGUAAGAAGUUUAAAGGGAUAAUUCACCCAAAAAUUAAAAUUAGAUGUUUAUCUGCUUACCCCCAGGAUUUUCAAGAUGUAGGUGACUUUGUUUCUUCAGUAAAACACAGACUCUUUUUUUUUUAAACAAACCGUUGCAAUCUGUUAGUCAUAUAAUGGAAGUAAAUGGGAAUCACGGCUAAAACAUACAAUAAAAGAACAUAUACAAAACCAAAUUAAACCCUGCAGCUCGAGACGAUACACUGAUGUGUAAAGACACAAAACGAUUGGUCUGUGCAAGAAACUAAACAGUAUUCACGCAAUGUCCGAACUUUUAAAACUUUCCUGAGUGCGUUCUCAAGCAGCAGGUGCAUAAGGUGUCUUCUUCUUCUUGCUUUAUAGUGGAUUGCAGACUUAUAAGUGCAUUACUGCCCUCUAUCUAUCAAAUGGACCAUUGACACACUAUCUACAAUCUCAAUUAGGAGUGUCAGUCAUCUUGGAUGUCCUGGGGGUUAGCAGAUAAACAUCAAAUUUUCAUUUUUGGGUGACCUAUCCCUUUAAAUUGCACUUUAUCAUCUCCUGGAUCUCUUUUGUUAAUAAAUUCAGUUUAAAAACUCAGUAAAGGCUGUUUAACCUUGCAGAAUAACUUGUAAUAAUAAUCUGUAACAGCAGUAUGACUGUGGUCAGAGAUCACCAGAACAUGCAAACUGUUAUAUAUGGCCAGAAAGCACAUGUAAGAUUGAUUAUAGAUUUUGUAUGUAUUGGAAUUAAUUUACAGUCAAUGCAAUGUAAUGUACAGUAUGUAAUGUACAAAUUACACAGUUUUGCCUAACUGUGUAAGGCCAUUUAUAUUCAUAAUGGCAUGUAAACUUUGAAUUUUCAGUUUGAAGAUGCUUCCUAAAUCAAUAUUAAACUGUAAAAAAAAAAAAAAUA